AUGGCUUUAAAGAGAAUUAAUAAAGAAUUAUCAGAUAUUGCUAAAGAUCCACCAUCCAGCUGCAGUGCUGGUCCAGAUACAGAUGAUAUUUUCCAUUGGACAGCUACUAUUAUGGGUCCAAAAGACUCACCAUACGAAGGAGGUGUUUUCUUUUUAAAUAUUAAUUUCCCAACAGAUUAUCCAUUUAAACCACCAAAGAUUAGUUUUGUUACCAAAGUUUACCAUCCAAAUAUUAAUGCCAGCGGAAGUAUUUGUUUAGAUAUUUUAAAGGAACAAUGGAGUCCAGCCUUAACUAUUCCAAAAGUUUUACUUUCAAUUAGUGCCCUUUUAUCUGACCCAAAUCCAGAUGAUCCUCUUGUACCAGAUAUUGCCAAUUUAUUUAAAACAGACAAAAAUAGAUUCGAAUCUAAUGCCCGUGAGUGGACAAGAAAAUAUGCACAAUAA
This is a messenger RNA of Dictyostelium discoideum AX4, 444 nucleotides long. RefSeq lists its product as hypothetical. Lineage: Eukaryota; Evosea; Eumycetozoa; Dictyosteliales; Dictyosteliaceae. Bases 1 to 444 code for a protein of 147 amino acids. The transcript is spliced from 5 exons. The record is from RefSeq and is a predicted model, not a curated record. Gene Ontology annotation, molecular function: ubiquitin-protein transferase activity; ligase activity.